UAAACACUGGUGGAACAGAGCGUUUAUGUGGUAACGUACACAGUGAUAAGCAUUUGAUGCGGUGUGCGAUUGUUAAAUAUUUUUUUAUUUUAUUUAAUUUAUUAUUUGGAAAGUAAAUAAUAUUUUUCUCACAACUUUUAAAUGAAGCAUAUAUUCAAUUUAUUUGAAAUAGCUGCAACAUGACCUCUACACUACGGUAGAAAAGUAAGCUUCGUUAAUUAAUUUAAAGAUCCUACGCAGAAGAUGGCGGGUGGGGUGACAGGCGUGCUCCUGUACGCGGUGAGCGCCGCGGUACUGGGCAUGCUGCAGUUCGGUUUCAACACGGGUGUCAUCAAUGCUCCUCGUCCCUUCAUCGAAAACUUCAUCAGCUCACAGUACGAUGCGAACCCCGGCACCAUAUUCAGCGUCAUCGUCAGUAUCUUCGCUGUCGGUGGUAUGAUCGGAUGUCCCUUCGCCAGCUGGAUGCUUGAGAAAUACGGCCGCAAAAACGCACUUGUCGUCAAUUCUAUGAUUGGUGUCCUUGGUGCUAUCUUUAUGGGCUUCAGUAAACUUGCAAACUCAGUGGAGAUGAUCAUUAUUGGUAGAUUCAUCAUUGGAGUAAACUGCGGCUUUGCAACAACAGCCUCCCCCACUUACGUAUCCGAAGUAGCACCGGUGAGGUUAAGGGGAGCAUUUGGUACAGUAAAUCAGCUGGCGGUUGCGUUUGGAUUGGUUGGAGCUCAGAUCUUGGGUAUCGAUAUGAUAAUGGGAGAUGAUGACGGUUGGCCAUGGCUGCUUGGACUUGCAAUUUUCCCAUCAGCCAUUCAGUUCGUGAUGAUUAUAUUUGCACCUGAAAGUCCUCGUUACUUACUGCUGGUCGCUCGGGAUGAAGAGACCGCUAGGGCCGAGCUAGCUAAAAUCCGAGGUACGAGUGAAAUCGAUGAUGAGAUCAAUGAUAUGCAUGUAGAAGAUCGUGCAGCUAGACAGGAGGAGAAGUUCUCCAUCCUAGACUUGUUUAAAAUUAAAGCUCUUCGCCAGCCGCUUAUUAUUGGAAUCGUAAUGCAUUUGUCUCAGCAAUUGGGAGGCAUUAAUGCGGUUCUGUACUACUCCACCACAAUAUUUGUGAAUGCAGGCCUAACACAGAAGGAUGCUGGGUUGUCUUCAAUAGGUGUUGGCAGCAUGUUGUUUAUAAUGGCCCUCGUGUCGAUUCCUCUUAUGGAUCGUCUAGGAAGACGAACACUGCAGCUGGUUGGCCUUGCAGGUAUGGCACUGUUCUCUGUGCUCAUGACUGUAGCUUUCUUCACCUAUACCGACAACACUACGAUGAGUAUUUUCGCCGUUAUAUUUACGUUCCUUUACGUGGCGUUCUUCGGAGUGGGUCCUAGUUCGAUACCGUGGAUGUUGCUCUCAGAAUUGUUCGGGCAGGGCGCCCGCAGUGCGGCCGUCAGUGUCGGGGCCCUCGUCAACUGGUUCGCUAACUUCAUCGUAGGGUUAACCUUCAUUCCGAUGUCUGACGCGUUCGGCAACUAUGUGUUCUUGCCAUAUACGGUCCUCCUCAUUCUGUUCUUUAUCUUCACGUACCUGCAGUUGCCAGAGACGAAGAAUAGGACGAUCGAAGAAGUGACAGCUCUCUUUAAAAAGUAAUAGAGACUAGACUUAAGCGACAUUCCUUAGAUGUAAGCAUACUAUUGCGACCUGCAAUAACUUUACACAGCAUUAAUGUGAUAGAACUGCAUGAAAUUCGAUUUACUUGAAUAAUAUAGAUGCGCGAGUGUUAUCUAUGUCCUUUCUACCAGAUUUAUAUAAAAAUGGAAAGACUGAACACCAAACUUAUAUUAAAUGGAGUCGUUUAAAGAUUCUUCAUACUUGAUAUACCUUUGAAUAAAGUACUUAUUUAACGAUUAAUCUAAAUAAACUACAAGUAUUUUAGAAGACGAUUACUAUAUUAAUAAUUCCAUUUAUAAAUAAAAUAUUAUGAAUCCCUAUUUAGAAAUCAUGGUAUUUGUAUUUAUUGAAUAAUAUGUAGUAAGUAAAAAGGUUUAUAAAUAUUCACUUUGUAGCGAUUGUACGCAAAUCGUAAAUUGUGUUGAUGUUUCGAACAACAUUUUAUUGUUAAUUUAUUGAUGAAUGUGUUACCUACUCUUUGUUUGUAUGUUAUUGUUGUAUUUCCGAAGGUUCGAGGACCAAGUUAUUUUCUGUAUAUACUUUUUUAUUGUUAUUUAGGUAUUAUUAAGUUUACAUGGUGCUGGUAUCGCCGAAUUUGGACAACGCACUUUUAGAUAUUUGUAUAAUUUUUUGGUGCUUUAUUUUUGUUUUCGAUUAUCUUAUUCUAGUGCCUUAACUUUUGUUUGACAGUGACGUUAGAGGGUUUUAGACCGGAUUCACUUAAAGAAAUAGAUAGCUAUAAUAUAUUGGGCAUAGCGGCGCUGGAACAAGAGCCAGUCUCUCAUGAAUUCUCUCAUAGAAAGUUCGAUACAAAUCCUGCGCCGUUGUCUCUAUUCAUUAAUAUGUAAGCCACAACAGUUAAAACUAUAAUUCGUCGCACCAUAAGCGUCAGUAAACCGUAUUUUCCAUAUGAUAUUAUAAUGAUAUUGUAAUUAAUGACUUGUUAGUGAAUUGUAUACUGUAUAAUAUGUAUUUACACUUUCUAUUAUAUCGGUAGUAGUAUGUUGUUGACUGGAGUGACCGUAAAUUCGUCGGGGCACACAAUUCUCAUAACUCAGCUAAUAUGUGUGCUCUUUGUAAUAAUGAUUUGCCAUCGACAAGUAAAAUACGCACAAAACCUAAGUAUUAACUGACUAUAAAUGCCUAAAAUACAUCUAAGACGAUUUUAAAAACUACCAGUCCAACAUCAGUUUUGAUAAUUCUCGGCAAAAUUAAGUAGAAAGUUCAAAAUUUAAAAUUAUUAUAAAAAUAAUUAAUGCUAAGCAAGCGAUACCUCAAUAGUUGAUAAACGUAUGAAAAUGCACUUUCUAAGUAAUUUCCAAUCUUUUAAUCAAUCAUUUGUUUUUAUUUACAAAGUUAAAAAAGAAACGUUAAAAUUAUGCGUUGGCAACAUUCGUGUACCAAUUCCAAUUUUAAAAAAGAACCGUUUCAAAAUUCAAUUCGACAUUCGACAGCUCUGCACAGUCUGCGCUGUGGCAACUAUUUAAGCCUUUAACUGCCAUCCGAAAACUGUUAAAGGCAAAUCUAACGUAGGUCACCGGUGACCUACGUGGCAAUUAACGUGUUAACUAUAGACUUUAACCCUCUUUGUUUGUGUAAUUUUAGUAUUAAAUCUAGUUGAGGGAGUGUGAAACCAUCUUACCGUCCCAAUGUACCUUAGUGCCAACUGUGUGUUUGUACUAAAGACAUUUCGUUAAUUAGGAAAAUAUUCAGCUCAAUCUUCACAGUAUUUACUAUUUCCUAUUUUCUGGAAUAUAUCCUAUUCCCUUCUCGUUCUUUCAAAGAAUGUACGAGUAAAAUGCAUGUUUGGUGUGUCAAUCUUAAAUUUAUAAAUAAAUGUGAAAAGUGUACACUAUAAUAAGUCAAAAUUAAAACUACAUAAUGAAAUUGUCUGCUAUCAUUAUGCAGCUCUUGGUAUCACGUAGUUCUAUUUCGGCUAUAAAUAUUAUAAUGAAAUACUUAAAUAGUUUUUAAAAGUGAUAAUUUGUAUGUGCACAAUUAAAAUCUAUUUUGAAUGUACUCAUUGUCAGGAAAAAAAGUAAACUCCACUUUGUAAGCAAACAAACUUGUUUAUUAUACUUUUUUAAAACAUUAUUGAUUUUCCAAGAAAAUCCAAUCUAAACCUACAAUCAGAUUGUUGUAUGUAAUUUAGAAAAAUAACAUGUUUUGUUACUUAUUUUUAAAUACAUAUAAACACAUUUUCUAUUAUUUGUCUAUGAAUAAAAUUAAGAACGCACGAUAAAACUAGAAUUCGAUAACUUUCAGAACAUGUAUUUUAUUUUCUACUUUAUUUUAUUGUGAUUGUAAAUGAAUUUAAAUAAUUAUUGUAUUUACUAUUAUUGAUAAGGAUUACUCCGGUUUCAUGAAGAGAAGAUAAUAAUCUUUUGUAAUUAAGAUGGUUGUCGGUAUCGAGAUCGACAUUUUUACCGAUUAAUCGGAUACACGUGUUCAAUUACAAAUGUUAAUAUCUAAUUUUCAUGUGAACCAGAGAUUGAUAUUAUGUAGCCUAGUAUUAUGACACUAUAUUGUACCUAAUUGAAACAAAUUAUAAAAAAGCAACAAAAAAUUAAAACGAAUUUAAUUCGUCUGUUGAUAUUAAAUUAUUACUAUAUUAGCAA
This is a messenger RNA of Spodoptera frugiperda (fall armyworm), 4262 nucleotides long. Its product is annotated as glucose transporter type 1. The coding region runs from base 244 to 1623 and encodes 459 amino acids. Gene Ontology annotation, molecular function: hexose transmembrane transporter activity. The transcript has 2 exons. The record is from RefSeq and is a predicted model, not a curated record. Lineage: Eukaryota; Metazoa; Arthropoda; Insecta; Lepidoptera; Noctuidae. Gene Ontology annotation, cellular component: membrane. Gene Ontology annotation, biological process: monosaccharide transmembrane transport.